GGAAAGUGUUAGCAGGGAGCAUUCUGCGUGAAUCUGAACAACGAGACAUUGCUGUUGUCAGAUCCUCUGAUCCACUGGGAAAGCACAGUUCGGCACGAUGGAGAGACGCCUUCGAUAGCGUCUGCCUCUUUCUGAAAAUGCUCUUUAAUCCGGGGGAACUCUUGGAUAAUGUGGGUGGCAAUAAUUCCUACGCUUGGCUACUGGUUUAUUUCAUUUUAUUUGCUCAUUUGGGUUUGAGAAGAGCGUCCUUUGCUUUAGUGGAGUAUCGUGAGUCGCCCUCAUCUCCGUCUGAGCAAGGCAGAAAGGGGUAGUUGAAAUUCGUCGCUGCAAAUUGUCACCACGACCUAAAGAGCUAUUUCAGCAGAUAAUAACCCACCUGAAUCUCUCCUGAAACUGCAGCCUGAUUUCAGUCGAGGCUGCAGCGCUUUCCCAGGACAGAAUAGUGUUCGCUCCGAAGACAGUUAAAAAUCAGAAAAAUGCAAUGAUUCUGGCGGAUUGUAUUGUAGAUGAGAACAGAAUAUUAUUACGUUGUCUAUAUAUACCCUGUAGAACCGAAUUUGUGUGGUAUUCACAUAGUCACAGAUUCGAUUCUAGGGGAAUAUAUGGUCGAUGCAAAAACUUCACAUUUCCUCAAAUGGUUAGACGAUUAAAUCUCUCAAGGAUUCAAAGUUAUCUGCCUGCUGGUUCUGGGAAAUUCUCAAAGUUGUGCGGGCUCUCUUAUUGACGACACCUUGUAACACUAGGAAUAUUGAUCUCAAUGGGUGAAUUAUAGAUUUAAAAAAUCUGCUCGUUGUUCAAGAGAUAGUCACAUGGGCAGUCCACGGAUCUGAGAAAUAUUCUAAUGAAUUAUUGCUUCUGGAGAAUGACAUGUGGAAAAAAAGUGAUCGAGAAAAACGUUAAAAGAAUCCGUAGCCACUUAAUAUCAGCUCGACCAAAUAUCUGCGGCUGAAAGAACAGGAGUUAUGGAGCCACCGACCGGGAUUGACUUGGGCUAAGACACACUGCUCCUUCCUGGAGGCUGCGUUAAUCUAAUUAAAUUUGGGACGCUCUUCUGUGCUGGAGGAAUGGCAUCUCCAGCGCAAUUGCUUUCAACUUUAGUCGUUAUAAGGGCGGAAAAAAGAAGCCCAAAGGAGCGUUGCCAUGCUAUCUGCGUGAAUUUCUAUAUCGAGGCUUGCAAUGUGCCCCCGGAGUUACUGAUUGCCUAAUUUUAUUCAACCGGACUAGAUUCGGGUAACUUUUGGGUGACCCCGCAGAGACAAAGCCGCGACAGAUCUAUUGUACAUCAUAUUCCGCUCUUAGUUGAUGGGUUUCCUUUGGCAUGCGGCGUUCUUCUCGGAGCCUCGAUUUGUACGGGUAGCUCCCCCUACUCCUCGACACCCCCUCCCCCCUAAAUUUCCCGAUCAUUUCCUUCACCACCUCGGCUCGGGUAUUCGAUUUUCCCGAGUAAGACGUGGGGUUGGGGAAAGGUUCGACUGAGGCUUGGAAAAGUCCUUGUCAGAGAAAAGCUCGGGGGUACCUGAAGGGCAAAGAGACGGGCACGGGGGGUUGGGGAGUAGGGACCGUCCCCAAGACUCUCCCAUCUGUCUGGGAAGAUCAAAUGUGUGGCGCGGAGUCACUUGAUUACACGUAUGUUAUUUAGUUAAAUUUGUGAAAAUUAUGAGAUGCUCACAAAUCCGGUGAUAAACUCCCUGGCUCGCCAUUGGCUGAGCUGGUCACAUGGGCCACUAACUUUAUUCAGUUGACAGCAAGUAGGAGGGCCCUAUGGAAGGAGAAAAAAAGACAACACGAGAAAAAUUAGUAUUUUCUACCUUCAGAAAUUAAUGGCCAUGAGUUCGUAUAUGGUGAACUCUAAGUAUGUGGACCCCAAAUUUCCUCCUUGUGAGGAAUAUUUGCAGAAUAGCUACCUAGCGGAGCAGAGCUCAGACUAUUACAGUGGCUCGCAGGGCUCGGAUUUCCAGCAUCAGGGAGUCUACCCACGGUCAAACUACAGCGAGCAGCCCUUCAGCUGUACCAAUGCCCAGGGCUCUGCGGGGCCGCCGCGGGGUCAUGGACAGGAGCCAUCCGGGCCGGCCAGCCACUACCCCGGGCCGGCGGAGCACUGUCCACCGCCGCCUUCCCUGCCCAGCUCCCGGGCCUGCAGCCAGCCUCCCGGCCUCAAGCAGCCUCCCAACGGGACAGCCCUCAAGCAACCGGCCGUGGUCUACCCCUGGAUGAAGAAAGUGCAUGUCAACUCGGUGAAUCCCAAUUACACCGGAGGGGAACCCAAACGGUCCAGAACAGCCUACACCAGGCAGCAGGUUCUAGAACUGGAAAAGGAAUUCCAUUUUAACAGGUAUCUGACGAGGCGUCGUCGGAUCGAAAUAGCCCACACCUUGUGUCUAUCUGAGCGCCAGAUCAAGAUCUGGUUUCAGAACCGAAGGAUGAAGUGGAAAAAAGACCACAAGCUGCCCAACACGAAGGGCAGGUCCUCCAAUACUGCCUCGACCCAGCAUCUACAGACCUUGCCGAAGGACCAUCACACUGAUCUGACGACUUUGUAGAAGAGGUGAAAUUCUUCCCGUUUCAUCCUUGGCUUCUGAACUGUGGUGUGUAGAACUGACGUGAUCCAAACAGAACCUGCAUGUAGCAGCAAAAGGCUCCCGGCUGUCCUUGCUUUAAGGUACUGGGGUGUACAAAGGAGAGCCAGUGAUGAUUCUUUGGACUGUCUUGGCAUUCCUGAUAACUAGCACAACCUAAAAAAAAACAAAACAAAACAACAAAAAAAAAACAAAACAAAAAACUCUCCAAGCAGGGAGUGGAAAGUUGAAAUAUAUAUAUAAAUAGAGAGAAUAUAUUGAAGGAGCUACUGAGGCCAUAAAACCGUGACGAAUCAUUAAGCAGAAAUGAAAAUUUCAUCUUUUCGGUUGUGAACUUAAAAGGGAAGGUUUGACGCUUUAUUCCGGUAUCAGUUUGAUUGUCUUUCAAGCCCACGCGGUUUGGAGCUUAUGAAUUUGGGCAAGUUCAGGGCAGGAGCCUGCCGGUGGGGGUUGAAUCUUUCCAUUGAAACUAUGAAGCCUGAUUUCAGGAUUUAUGAACUUCCCAGGUGGGUCUGUUGCCCCUUCCAAAGGGUGCUUCAAUGCCCUGGCUCAUUUUCAUAAAAUGCCCGAAGAGAUGCGUAGGAACGAAAUGGAAACGGGUUAUUUUAUUUUCAGAUUGUAUUUUACGUAUAUUUAUUUAUUUGUCGAUUAGGGAUACAAAACGAAAACAAAUUCACACAUUCAAGCCAAAAAAUACUGAGGGGGGAAAGCUGAGUACAAGAUUUCUUAUGAUGGGAACCGUGAGAUGAGGUUUCUUCUCACUCUACCAGACAUUUAGAACUUUUUUCUGUAAAUAUGAAAAUGCCCUUAACCCUUUUAGAGAAAGAAAUGUAUCAAUCCAAAGUCAAUUUCUUUAAGAUGUUUUAGACUGUAUGCUUUAUUCAGCUCUAUACUUAGAAAUCAGUUCUAUGUGAUUUUUUUUAAGGCAACAAACGAUGAAACACUUUUAUUAUGGAAAAACAAAACUACCCUAACAUACGGUGGUAUUAUCGAAAGCGCUUUGCGUUCGAACUCGAUUCCAAAAGCACACUUUCCCAUGUAUAUCGGAUUUUUUAAAAAAUCGAAACGUUGUCUUACUAGAAAUCUGGAAAAUAUAUUGGAGCCCUAAGGAAUACUUUGGGUUUAUGGGUUUGUUUGUUGUUUUUUUUUGAGGUGGGGAGGAGAAGCAUUAACGAACAGCAACAACAAAAAACUGGAAUCAGAUGCUUAGGAACCCAAAAAAGUUAGUUCGGAAGAGGGAAUCAGGGGAGGGAGGCUGGGGGAAGAAGGGAGGGCUACAACGGGGAGCGGGGGCAGGGGGGAGACGCGUUUAGCUAGGUAAAUCUGAGCCAAAUCUCGAGUUCAUAUUAUUAGGUGCGAGUCUAAUGCACCGUAUAAAAGUUUGAGAGCCUUUGCCGUCCCUUGAGCACAGCAGUAAAAACAAAACAAAACAAAACACCCUUAAAACUAACGAGAGAAAACUCUAUGUCCUUUCUCUUCUACCUUAGCUGAGAAGAGUUUCAAAGAUCGGUUUUCUAAAAGUCCAGGGAAAAUUGGGCUUCAGAUACAGUUCAUAAACUCGACUUCUGAUUUUUAUACCCCCCCAACCUCUUACUUUAUUAAAAAAAAUCAACCGAUAAAAUGGCCUCAGCAACUCCAGCGAGUCAGAACAGAAAGGCAGGGUGGGGGAGUGGUGAAGGGGGGGGAGUGUCAAGAAUCAGGAACUGCAAUCUAGAAAGGAGAAAAUGGAAGGGUUUAAAAAACAAAAACAAACAGAGGUGUUUUUCCUCGCAGUUCGGCUUCUACACAGAACUGUUUGUAAAUCCGUUUCUAAAAACAGAACAGGUAUUAAUUUGAACCCAGUGGUUGAAAUUAGGAUUCUCUAAAGUAUCUUCCAAGACUUGGUCUUUUGUGUAGGGUCCUGGAGACAAACUCUUUGUUCUUCCAAGGGGUUAGCCUGGUUCUCAGACUUGCACAUGGCAAUACUUGAAUAUCUCCACGUCGUGAUAUUAAAGAUGGAUAUUCUGGCAUUAUUCGCAUCAUUGUUUCUAUGACAAAAAGCACAGAGUUCAUACAUAGUAAAGAUGUCUUUUUUCUGAUGCCUUCACGUUGAGAAGCUGAAAAGGUAUUUUACUGAAGUUCGGCUAAAUUACAGAAACAGGUUCAACCAGAGGACAAAUUUUCUAUUCGAUUAGCUGUAUUUCAGCCGGGAGGACUGACCUCUAAACCCUUAACCUUUUGGACUCUAACUACCCUUCUCUUCUUUUCUAACAUGGAGAACAUUUGGAUGCAGUAUUGAAAAGGCUUUCCUUAGGCACCUUGGGAAGUAAAUCUCAACUCUGCCCUGAAAUUCCCACCCUGACUAAAUCGGGCCUUUUCCAUGAAAUGUAUUUUUCUCCACGAUAAAUAUCUACAGAUACAGAUUUUUUUUUCCUCCAGAAGUUCAGGUUACUUCAGCUUCAGAUCAAAUGCCUCAACUUCUUAGUUCACAUCUUUCUGCCUCUCAGUGAGAAAGCACAAAAGCAUGUAUUUUUGGAAAAAAGCCAAGCCCCUUCGCUUCUUAGCACUAAUACCCUGGAAAGUAACUUAAUCAGAGAAACAAAUCCUUUGUUUAUAGGUCUCCACUUUCGAUGUAGGCCUAAAGUGAGAUUGCCUUUUGAAAUGUUAAUAUCUCGAGGACGUGUUUGUAGGGCAAACCCACUCUUAAAUUAAUCUUGGGAUCAAGGCGCCCAUUUGGGCACGCUGGCGAGGCAGACACUUUUACAAGAGGAUAAUGGCAUCAGUAAACCCUCUUUGCUGACUUCAACAUAAAGGUACCAAAAUAAAUGCAUUUCCAUCUGCGAAUGUGCUGAACGUGCCGCAGAAUUAAGCAGUGGUAGACCAAGAUGAGUUCCAGUUCCCAUUUGUUAUUAUUUUUUCCAUUUUGUUUCCCCAAAUAUGAGCCAGAAAUGUUUGCUUUGUUUUGUUUUGCUUUUAAAUUGGAUGUGUGUGGGGGAGGACAAGGGAACAGGGAAAGGGUUCAGUAGCUGUAGGUGAACGGGAGAUGUUGCCUUGAAGAGACUGCUUUUCAUAGCUCCAAUGUUGUCUGUUGCAGCCUUUUGUUUAUGAUGACAUUGUCAAGCAACAAGCCCAUAUCUGUUCACGUAUGAUGCUUUUUAUAGACUUUACCCAUGUUUUUGCUGCCACUGAUUAAACUAUUAUUUAUACUAAUUGUCACCUGUAGUUUUGAUGUAAUUCCUUCAUAUAUAUUUGAAAUAAUAAAAGGUGUAGAGAAACCUA
Messenger RNA from Ornithorhynchus anatinus (platypus), 5834 nucleotides. It is a transcript of the gene HOXD4, whose product is annotated as homeobox D4. Gene Ontology annotation, biological process: anterior/posterior pattern specification; embryonic skeletal system morphogenesis; regulation of transcription by RNA polymerase II. Gene Ontology annotation, cellular component: nucleus. The transcript has 4 exons. Bases 1821 to 2540 code for a protein of 239 amino acids. The record is from RefSeq and is a predicted model, not a curated record. Gene Ontology annotation, molecular function: DNA-binding transcription factor activity, RNA polymerase II-specific; RNA polymerase II cis-regulatory region sequence-specific DNA binding. Lineage: Eukaryota; Metazoa; Chordata; Mammalia; Monotremata; Ornithorhynchidae.